UAGGCGUAAAAAAUUUAAAUUGAUAGUUUUUUCAUUUGGUUCAUCAGAAAAAAAUAAUGAAGAAGUAAAGUUGGCUACAUGGGACAAUAUUUUUGAAUUAAUGUUGCGCGUAUAUCCCGAAAUUGAUCCAUCAAUUUGGGAAUCUUAUAAAAAUGAUCUUUAAAGUUCUAAUAUUUUGAGAAGGAAACCGUCCCGAAAGCUGAAAUUUUCAGAGUGCUGCAACUAUAUACACACCUCUCUUUUGCCGAAGUUGCAGCUUGAAAUAUCGAUGAUCGAUAUUCUGGUAGAUACCUUGCUAUAGGCACAAAUUUUAGUAAAACAUCUAUAACUGUAGAUAAAAGGCUCAUGGGGACAAGUCCUCUUGAGCUUUCUCAUACUUUAUUGAGGGCUACGUAUUACCAAAAGAUGAGACCUAAAUCCAUUAAUCACCUUGGGCGGUUUCCUCGUGUGAAGAAAUAUGAAAAACAUUCAAGCGAAACGAAAGGAGAAAGAGAUAUAAACAACUACUAUGCACUUUAUUUUUUCGAAAGGUUAUUUGUGAUUCUAACUUACCAAGCAAUAACCAUGGACGAAUAUAUUCGAGCAUUUCAAUCUGGUGCUAAAACAUUACCGGAAUCUUUCGAUUUAAGAGGCAUCUAUGGUCGUAUUACUAAAGGUAAAAAAGACUCGGAUUUUGAUCGUCUAUCAGAAGACUCAAAUAAACGUCUUUCCUGGCUUGUGGAUCAUGAUACUCUACGUAGUUUUCUUGGUAAAUCUCAUUUGGAGUUAUUGAUUAGUUCGGGACACUCAAUUGAAUACGUUCGUCAUCAACUUAGUAGUGGUAAAAAAUUUAAAUUGAUAGUUUUUUCAUUUGGUUCAUCAG
Molecule: messenger RNA, 862 nt
Organism: Adineta ricciae
Lineage: Eukaryota; Metazoa; Rotifera; Eurotatoria; Adinetida; Adinetidae
Source: the annotation of a GenBank genome assembly